Messenger RNA from Amaranthus tricolor (Joseph's coat), 1284 nucleotides. RefSeq names its product probable ribose-5-phosphate isomerase 3, chloroplastic. Gene Ontology annotation, molecular function: ribose-5-phosphate isomerase activity. Lineage: Eukaryota; Viridiplantae; Streptophyta; Magnoliopsida; Caryophyllales; Amaranthaceae. Gene Ontology annotation, biological process: pentose-phosphate shunt, non-oxidative branch. The transcript has 2 exons. The record is from RefSeq and is a predicted model, not a curated record. The coding region runs from base 187 to 1026 and encodes 279 amino acids.
UUCCCAUAUUCACCUACCCAAAAUACAAACAUAUGAAUCCAAGGAUUCAACCAUCUUCAUCAAUCUCAUCAUAUUCACAAUUCACAAAUCAAACCAAUUCAUACAAAAUAUAAGUAGAUAUUCAAUCCAAGGAACACCAUUUCUCUCCCAAAUCCACCUCUCAUUUCCCUCCAUUCCUAUCCUCCAAUGGCUUCCGCUACUUUCUCUCUCCUUCCUUCACCAACCUCUUCCAAAUUCCUCAAACUCCAUUUCCGUCGAAACUUCACCACCAUUAAAACCCCUUCCUUCACCAUCAAAUCUCUCUCCUCUCAAGCUCCGGCCUUAACUCAAGACCAACUCAAAAAACUCGCCGCCGAAAAAGCUGUCGAAUCGGUUAAAUCCGGCAUGGUUUUAGGUCUCGGAACUGGUAGUACUGCCGCGUUUGCCGUCGCAAGAAUCGGUGAACUUCUUUCCUCCGGACAACUCACCAACAUUGUUGGAAUCCCUACUUCUAAGCGUACUGAAGAACAGGCGUUAUCUUUAGGUAUUCCACUAUCGGUUCUUGAUGAUCAUCCUUGCAUUGACCUCGCCAUUGAUGGUGCUGAUGAGGUUGAUCCUGAUCUUAAUCUUGUUAAAGGACGUGGUGGUGCGCUUUUAAGAGAGAAAAUGGUGGAAGCUGCUAGUGAUAAGUUUAUAGUUGUGGUUGAUGAUACUAAACUUGUUGAUGGUUUAGGUGGUAGUCGUCUUGCUAUGCCUGUUGAAGUUGUUCAGUUUUGCUGGAAGUAUAAUCUCAACAGAUUGCAGGAAAUUUUUAAGGAGCUAGGCUGUGAGGCAAAGUUGAGGAUGGAAGGGAAUGGCAAGCCUUAUGUGACUGACAACUCUAAUUAUAUCGUGGACUUAUACUACUCAACACCGAUUAAGGAUGCUGAAGCUGCAGGGCGGGAAAUUUCGGCCUUGGAAGGUGUAGUGGAACAUGGGUUGUUCCUGGGUAUGGCUACUGAGGUUAUCAUUGCAGGAAAAACUGGGGUGAGUGUGAAGACCAAGUAAAAAUUCCAUCGGUUGUUUAAUAAAUUUUGGGUAUGGAAUAGUCUUCCUCUUCCUACAACUUGUUGUACCUCUUUACUUAUGUUUUCUCACUUCGUGUAAUGUUUAGUUGGGUUUCUAGGGUCUGAAUUGGAAAUUUUGGGUCUUCAUGUAUCCUUAUUUGUAGAUGAGAAUCUGUGGCGAGAUACAUAGAUAACUUGUCGAAUUGUGUACAUUACUCAUUGUUGCAAUAAAAUUCAUCAACUUUGAAAUGGCUUGCAA